Gymnodraco acuticeps is the source of this 2191-nucleotide messenger RNA. It is a transcript of the gene las1l, whose product is annotated as LAS1 like ribosome biogenesis factor. Gene Ontology annotation, biological process: maturation of LSU-rRNA; maturation of 5.8S rRNA. The coding region runs from base 191 to 1918 and encodes 575 amino acids. Gene Ontology annotation, molecular function: endonuclease activity. Lineage: Eukaryota; Metazoa; Chordata; Actinopteri; Perciformes; Bathydraconidae. The record is from RefSeq and is a predicted model, not a curated record. Gene Ontology annotation, cellular component: preribosome, large subunit precursor; Las1 complex. The transcript has 2 exons.
UCCGCCAUUACACUAAAGAAGAGGACGUCACUUCCGGGAUGCGAUACAAUCCGAACCGAACACUUCCACGCUGCGACUCAGAGCUGGUUUUGUUUUUAACGACCGUCAGGAGUCCCGUUUCUCUGCGUUCAGGAGAGGUAUGUGUGUAAGUUGUUAACCUGUUCGACCGACCGCCUCUAACACCGAUAACAUGAAGAAAAGGAGCGCGGAGAAAAGACGCCAUGUGGUGGCGUGGACCAACAAGGCUGAGUGGGACCAGGUUCUGGAGUACCUGUACUCCAAGGAUCCCGCUCUACAGAGGUACGCCCUGCAGCGGAUCUCAGCCUGGAGAGGCCGGUACGCCAACAGCAGCCCGGUGGCGGUGGACUGCACGGCGGACCUGGUUCGGUGCCAGGUGCUGGACCGGUCGGGCCAGCUGGACGGAGACGACCUGGUCCUGCUCUAUGGAGCCGCCCUGAUGAGGUUCGUCAAUUUGAUCACUGAGAGACAGCAGGGGAAAACAGCCCGUCCCCUGAGGCGGCUGGCUGGGAACCUGAACAUCCCAGCGUGGGUGGUCGACCUGAGGCAUGACUUCACCCACAGGAAGCUUCCCACCUUGAAGUGGUGUCGAAAGGGAUGCAAGGUGGUGUUGGAGUGGCUCCAGCAUGAGUACUGGUCCAGGCAGCUGGGAGGAGGGCCCGGUGAGGACUGGGAGUCAGAGUCUGAUGGAGAGGAUGAGGAGGCUGACCUGAAAGGGGGGGAGCUCAUUGCAAGGCAAAAAGAAAUGGAAGCCUACAAGAAUGCACGGGAGCUGCUGAUAUCUUAUGAGAAGGAGCAGUUCCAGGCUUUUGACGGGCUUCCUGAAGACAAAGAGAAGAACAUGUCGCCAGCCCCCUUUGCAGACAUGAGCUGGUUGCUAGGUGAGAUCAAGCAGUUUGCUUUGCAGUCCAGUAACCUGCUGAUUGACGUGUUGCUGGAAGAUGGAUUUCUAGUCCCUACUGCUGAACAGCUGGAAACUUUAGGUUGUGACUCUUUUGACAGCGCUGGUCCUUUUGAGCUCAGACUCCCUCAAACCUUGCUGCGCUUCUGGCUGCCCCUCGUGAAGGUGCUCAACUCCCCGUCCUUCAUUCACGUGCUCCUGGAGAAGCUGUUUGUUGAACUGAAGCAGCUCGCCAAAGAGCAGAAUAAUAAUCAAAGGGCUUUCUACAUUUCUACUUGGAUUUCAGAAAUCAUUCUCUGCAACAGCAACAAAUUUGAAUACCAUUUUGAAACGAAGGGACAGAAGAAGACCAGGAUGAAGGAUAGGAUCUUUGUGAACCGCAUCCAGCUGAGGUGGCAGCAGCUGCUCUCGGCAUGCCUGGAUGCUCCCUGUGUCAGCACGCCUCACCUGCUGCAGUUAAUCCUGGACGACAUGGAGCAUCCUCUCCCUCUGGAGACCCGACAGCGGCUGCUCCAGCUCUGCUCCAUCUACACACAAAUUGGCCACUCUGAAUGUGACACUUUUCUGGAGCACAAACGACAGCCCAUAUACACACUGGAGAGUUUGCAUGAGAAGCUGCAGCAGUCGCGGCGCCACAGCCAGCGAUGGCGCUCCACGUCUGACGCGGAGAGAAGGAGUGAGUCCUCCUCCGAGCACAAAUGGGCGGAUGCUCAGGCUGAAAAGGCUAAAUUGCUCCGAGGUUCUCCAUGGCAGGUGUGCAACGAUAAAGUUCUGUGGAAGAACUAUCCUCUUGGUAAAGUACCUGGACAGUCAGAUGACCCAUCAUGCCUCAUGGUGGAAAACUACUCCACAAUGACUGUCUUUGACCAGCCGGUGGAGUUGGACAGCAGUACGACACACACUGCCUCUGCGGUCUCUGCAUCAGUGAGAACAGCUGAUGGUCUCCUUUGGAACCACAGUGAUGUUAACAAGCUGAAAUCUGGCCUUCAACUUUUUUGAAUUGUUGUUAUGCUGGAAGUUUAGUCCCUGGCUGCUGGCAUCAAGCCUUUUUUGAGUCAUUUAUCAGGCAAGAAUGCAGAACACAGGCUUUACAGCGAUGUCUUUCCUUUCUUCCACCUUUCAUUGACGUUGACUUGCACUGUUAAUGAAGUAGUCAGUCCCUAAAAGAGGAUUUGGAGUAGAUGCCUUUCAGUUGAAAAUCCUGGCAGAAGGGUUAUGUUGUAAUUUCAAGGUGUUCACUUAUCUUCAAUAAAAGAAAUGAUACUGAAGGAA